AUGAUUGAAAAUGACAGUACAGAAAAACCGGUCCCGCGAAAUGAGGCAAAGGGAAUCCGCAUCAAAUUAGAAAAACUUGAAACUGCGUUCAUGGUCAUAUUUUGGAAUGUUAUUUUGGAAAGAUUAAAUAAAGUAAGCAUUCAGAUUCAGAGCUCAUCUGUAGAUGUAUUGACGGUAUCUGAUCUCUAUGGAUCUCUAGUAGAGUUUAUAAUAGCAGAACGAGAAAACUUUGACUAUUUCGAAGAAAAAGCAAUGGAGAUGAGCACACUUAAGGAAUAUCAAGAUAAAAUAAAAAGACAACCUAAAAGAAAAAAGAUGGCGGAUGAAACAACGAAUGAAGAACCUGAAAUACCCACCAACUCUAGAGAUUAUUUCAGAGUGAAUACUUUUUUGGUCAUCCUUGAUAGUCUGAGAGCUGAAAUACAGAAAAGGCAUAAUGCUUACUUAAACUUUAAGGACAAAUUUUCAUUUUUAACAAAAAUGACUGAACUUUCAACGGAAACAGUUACAGAAAAAGCUCAGUCUCUCGUAAAAUAUUAUACCAAUGAUUUAGAGGAUGAUUUGAUUCAAGAAUGUGUGCAUUUUCAAAGUCACAUUUCCUCUUAUAAAACUGCAGAGUGUGCAUUGAAGCCUGAAUCAAACUCACUCCUCAGUCUCUCAACUUUUUUGAGGAAUCAAAGUCUGUCUAAUGUAUACCCUAACUUGGAUAUAGCUCUCCGCAUUGCACUUUCCACGCCUGCUACAAAUUGUUCUGGGGAAAGGAGUUUUUCCUGUUUAAAACGCGUAAAAAAUUAUCAAAGGUCUUCAUUGUCUCAAGAAAAAAUGAAUUCUCUAGCUCUUCUCUACAUAGAAGCCGAGAUAAUGAACACCAUAAACUAUGAUGAUAUUAUUAAUGAUUUUGCUAUUAAAAAGGCCCGUAAAAAAUGUAUAUCUUGA
Spodoptera littoralis (African cotton leafworm) is the source of this 936-nucleotide messenger RNA. NCBI's taxonomy places the organism in Eukaryota, Metazoa, Arthropoda, Insecta, Lepidoptera, Noctuidae. The record is from the annotation of a GenBank genome assembly.